This is a messenger RNA of Capsella rubella, 717 nucleotides long. Its product is annotated as protein ORGAN SIZE RELATED 1. Bases 108 to 380 code for a protein of 90 amino acids. Lineage: Eukaryota; Viridiplantae; Streptophyta; Magnoliopsida; Brassicales; Brassicaceae. The transcript has a single exon. Gene Ontology annotation, biological process: positive regulation of organ growth. The record is from RefSeq and is a predicted model, not a curated record.
UAUAUAAACCAGAGCCAGACACAAAAGGCAGAGAAGGAUCUAAGACAUUUCUAUAUAUUCUUCAUUAAAAAAAUAUAUUAGUUGGUAAACUUAAAUACUAAUGGAAAAUGAGGGUUCAUGAUCAACGGCUUAGAUUUGAUGUCACACCCAAACCGAUGGGUUUGUCCGGAGGAAGUUCUUUGGUCACGGCAAGAUCCGUCGCAGUUCUUCUCUUUCUCUCUCUCCUUCUUCUGAUCCUUCCGCCGUUCCUUCCGCCUCUCCCACCGCCUCCGGUGACACUCCUCCUCCUCCCUCUCCUCCUCAUGGUUCUCCUUGUCUUCUUGGCCUUUUCUCCAUCUAACGAGCCCAGCCUCGCCGUGGAAUCUCUCGAAGCCGCCUGAAGUCCGCGACUCCCGCACCGUACGUACGUACGUAUGUACAUACAUAUAUGCAUUACGCAACUGUUGUAUAAGCUAGUGGAUAUGUGUAUGUGUCUCAAAGGCUUUAAGUUUCGUGCAAGUAAGAUCAUGUCAUGUGAUGAUAGAUCUCCUCCGAGUUUUAUUUUUCAAGGAUUUCGUGUAUAUUUAUUGUUUUUAAUUACUUUCUAUGAGCUAUUAGAUUUUCUUUUGCUUUUCUAUUCGUUUUUUCUUUUCUUUUUUAAUUUGUAGAAGAAUUUUGUUUUAUUUGUAGAAACCUUCUUUGAUAAUUAAUAUACGUACGUACGUACGUUUAUGUUUA